Messenger RNA from Xyrichtys novacula (pearly razorfish), 4188 nucleotides. The record is from the annotation of a GenBank genome assembly. Lineage: Eukaryota; Metazoa; Chordata; Actinopteri; Labriformes; Labridae.
AAAACGUUGAUGACCGUUGUAUGUUUUGAGGACUGAUGAACCGAAGGAGAGGACCCCGUCGCAUGUGAGUAUAAUGGCUCUCGUUUGACGUUCAUUUCGCUCAACUGUAGAACUUGGAUACAAACAGAGGUCCUAUUCAGCUGUUUUAAAAACUUAAUGUCACUUACACUUCGAGAGCAGAGACGGUCUUCCACAGUUUUCUUUCCUGGCUAGCUACAAGCUAGCUUACUCCAUGGGUGUCCUCAGAUUUUGGUCACGGUCCCUUUUAGCUGUUCAUAUCUACUGCCUUGAUUUAAAUGUUACCAGCCACAAAGAACUGGAAAAUUUUAGUAGUUGUUCUCUUUGUUUAGCCACUUAAAAAGCAAUCCAGCCCAGAUAUUGUUAGCAUUACUCUAAUUCAGUGAUGACAUUAAUAUUAGGCUGACUUAAAAUGUAGGUUAAAUCACAUUUCUACGAGGUUACACUUUAUGUGAAACGAUGAAGACGUCGAGAUGGAUUUGUUAAAGGAAGUAAACGUUAAAAACUACACUCAACCGUUGGCUGUUGGCCCUGGUGUUUGUGAAUUAAAAAUUACAUUUAAUGAGACUCCUUUGUAUGAAAAGUGGCAUAUUUUGCUCCACAUGAAUGCAUAUUGGCUUAAUUGAAUGUAUGCAAAUGGAACCAAAGCACAAGGAUGCUAUCUGCUCAGUUGCACAGUUUGUACUACAUUUAAAACCGUCAGGUCUUCUUUGUUAAUUACUAAAUUUCUAUUUUUUUCACUUGCACAGGUUUAGCAGGUGCAAAAGCUGCACAGUCCUUUAAUGAAUUAGACCCAGAAUAAGUCAUUGUUUUCCGAAGCAUCUAGGCUUUAAUGACUGGUUGAGCUUCAGUUUUGGAGAUGCCCUGACCCAUUCAUUUUAUGUUACAAUUCAGCGCCUGUCAAUACAGCUUAGAUUUUUAUGCCUCCUUUAUUCUUUGUCUGCGAACACAUCAGAUUCAAGGGCAAUAAUGCGCUUUAUGUAUAACGUAGGUGUUCUUGUCACAUAAUGAUCAAUGAGAUCCACUUCACCUAUCAGAAGUCAUAAUGUUAUGGCUGAUCUUUUGCAGUAGAGGUCUAAAAGAACUGGUAUUUUUUCUAUUUGUACAUGUUAUAUAACUAAUCUCUUUGCAUUACCAGCUCUCACACUCAUAGGAGAGGUGCACCAUCAGGAGGAGAAUGGAGACAGAGGAAAGAAGAGCCAUGGCGAGUCCAGAGCAAAGCACAGGUGAGAGAUGUGGAGGAGGAUGACAGUAGUCAACUACAACUUGACUACACAGUGCCAAGGGGAACAUGCCAGACCAUGUGCCCCACCGGUGAGCUGCGGGAUCGUGAGGCCCAGAACCGCUUGCAUCGAUUUGAGAUGUUAGCUGGUACUGAAAAAGAUAAGCGGCCAAAAGGAGACCCUUUACGUGCUGUCAAAGAGUAUUCCAGACCAGCCGCCGGUAAAGACUCAACAAAACCCAGUGACCUCCGUCCACCUGCUGUGUUGCGGAAAACUGUGUGUUACCUCAUUGAUGAUGUGGCUGCAGCCUCAGAUUUACAUCCUUGGACAGAGGUGAGUAAUAAUUCAUCAUCUUUUGCCAUGUCUGCCAAUUUUUAACAAACCUUUAUGGAAAAAAAAAAAAGUUUGAUCAUAAGAGACUUCAAAUCAAUGUUGAGGAAUUCUUACCCAACACUUUUAACUUUCAGCUUGUCUGCUCUCAUGGAAAGUUAAACAUGUCUUGUGUUUUCUUUUGUUUUUACCAUAUAGGCAAUUAGCCAGUAAAACAUUAAAUAAACCUUCUUUAUGGAAAACAAGCUUUUUGAGAAGUCUGUUCUUUAGAUGACCAAGACAACCAUACAAAAAUGAAUAAACAUUUGGCUUUUAUUCAGAGUAGAACUUCACCUCAAAAGCAGCAGGUCCAUGUUCUGGUACUUAAAAACAGACAACCUUGAGUUUUAGUUUGUACAACUGACACUGAUAGUGUUUUACUAACUUUGUAAGAACUAGUUAAUACUAAAUAUGCAAUCAUGAACGCAUUAAAAAAAAAUCUUCUUAAGGUAACCACAGUGUUACUUGUCUUUCAGGUGUACAACUUUGUCUUUGAUCGACUGCGUGGUGUGAAACAGGACAUGAUCAUCCAGAGGGUAUCUGGGUUGGACUGUGUGGCCAUCUUAGAGCCGACAGUGCGCUUUCUUAUAUACUCCUCUUACCGGCUUUGUGGUGAGCCCCUGCGGCUCUAUGACCCACGCAUCAACGACACACACCUACAGGAGUACCUGAGCUGGCUGUUGGAUUGUUACAAAACUGAAACAGGGUCGCAUCCCAAUCAGGAGGAGUUCCAGGCUCUUGGUCUGCUGUACAAUUUAGGUCGGUUUCUGUGUGUAGUAUUACAGGGUUUCUUUUUGCUGUAUUUGCAUGUGUGUCAUGGCAGGAUAACAUGCUUGACUGUUAAGAAGUAAUUUCCCAAAACUGUGUGAGACACACUGCCGUCCUCUUAUUUUGCAUGACAGCCGUGUAACAAACUAUUGAGGCGUAUGUGGUGGAGGUGCCAUCAAAAAACUACAGUCUAGCAACAACACUGCUGCAGAGCUGCAGCUGUAUCUACUUUAAUCUACGAUUAUCUGUUUUAUUUAUUUAAUCUGCCAUUGCCAGCAGAGACAGUCACACCAGUUGAGUGUAAAUAUCACAAUCAAAGGAAGGAAUAACUGUGGCCAAGAUAUUGUUCAUCACUUUCUCUGCUCUUAAUGGAUAACAUGAUUUUCUAAGAAGUCCUCAUCACGUGUAAAAGCAGUGUGGGGUAAGGAGUGUAUGCUGCAGCAGGAGAAGUAUAAUUUCUUCUCCCUUAUUUCCCUCAGGUUCAGCAAAAGUCACACAACACAUCAUGGAGCUCCCUGAGCGGCUGCGCAGGUCCUCCACCAUCACGCUCGCCAUGUCCAUCAAUCGAGCCUUCUGUGAGAGAAACCCUGUACGCUUGCUGAGAUUGUCUCAGCGGCUGAACUUCUUGGAGAGCUGUGCUCUGCACCAUCACUUGGUGGCGUGUCGUAGAGAUCUACUGCUUAUAUACAGUCAUGGACACAACAGCCGCAACUGUCGCUUUCCUCUCGACAGAUUGGCUCAGCUCAUGUCAUUGGACAAGUCACUUGCCGCCCAAAUGUGUCGGAUGUAUGGCGUGGAGGUUAACCAGGACAGCCAAGUGGUUUUCUCCAAGGCUGCUUUUACUGAGCCUGAACAAGGAAAGGAGCACUGCAAACUGUUUCACAACAUAGUGGCUGAGAAACAGAGAGACCUCACUGUUGGGAGGAUCAUUCAUGGUUGUUCUUAAGGCAAAAAAUUUAAUGUAAAAAGUUAAGUACACAAAGAAUUGUGUCUUGUAUUUUGUAGAAGGAAUUUUUUGUUUGUUCCACAGUGAGACACUUUACCAGUGUUCCUUUCUACUACUGUUACCUUAUUCUUUUGAUUUCAGCUUCGGGGCUUCCCUGAAGAAUGCCAGUGUGUUUUACACAUAACAGUCUUUUUAUUAUAGAAAUAUUCAAAACUGCAAGGUCCGGGCUACUGAGUCGGAGAGCAGAGUGCCUGGUUGUGUUGCUCUCUGCUUCUGGGUGUGUUUUCUUCAUUGUCCUGAUACAAGCUGUGCCUCAUUUACUUCAAAUGUGAAAAGCUUAAUGUUGAUAUUGGCUCUUAAACAAUGUUGAUAGUGUUUUAUUUAUGCAGUGAUUUUCUUAAAAAUACUCCGAAAACGUACUUUGCAAGAGUUGAUUUAUACGGUGGCUGAGAACCGCCACUGCUGCAAAUAAAAAAGAAUGCAAAAAAAAAAAAAAAGCCAUAAUGGUAGUUAAAAAUUUUUUACUUACUACAAAAAUAAAAGGAUGCAAAUAAAAAAAGCCACAACGGAUGUAAGCUGCUGGGGACCAAUAAUGAUGAUACACAGGCUUUGGUUUCUGUUUUUUGUUGUUGUUGUGUUGUUAACGUUUGUGGCUUUUUUUAAAAAUCUGCACCAUUUCUUUUAUUAUUUGCAGUGGGCUUUGUUUUUUUUUUCCAUUGGUAACUCCCAUUAUGGCUUCUUUUCUUUUUUUUUUUUUUUGCAUUCUUUUAUAUUUGCAGCAGUGGUGGUUCUCGGCCACCGUAAAUUUAAGCUCAGCAGUGCAAUACCUCAGAUGCAUUUCAAUAAACUGUUUUAUUUUCGAGA